This is a messenger RNA of Stereum hirsutum FP-91666 SS1, 2895 nucleotides long. RefSeq lists its product as uncharacterized. Lineage: Eukaryota; Fungi; Basidiomycota; Agaricomycetes; Russulales; Stereaceae. Gene Ontology annotation, biological process: regulation of DNA-templated transcription; DNA-templated transcription. The coding region runs from base 113 to 2767 and encodes 884 amino acids. The transcript has 18 exons. Gene Ontology annotation, molecular function: zinc ion binding; DNA-binding transcription factor activity, RNA polymerase II-specific; DNA binding. The record is from RefSeq and is a predicted model, not a curated record.
CCGCGUCGGAAUUGUGGUCCUUCAUUCUCUGAACAUCUCGGCGUCGUUGAAUCGCUCUCUGUGGCCCGUUUCGGAUCACCUUACACCUGUACUCCGUUCUGGACCCUAAUACAUGGCUCCAAAAGUCCCACCGACAGACAAGGGCAAGACGAAGGCGACGGAUGAUCCAUCUCCUGCUCAAAAGCAGCGCAAGCGGCCAGGAAGGGUUCCGGUCAGCUGUGCUGAAUGUCGGAGGUUGAAGUUGCGCUGUGAUAGAAAAGUGCCCUGUGAGACGUGCUCGAAACGAGGAUGUGCAGCGAUUUGUCCAACUGGUACCCUAGCGACCGGUCCACAAAAAAAUAGAUAUAUCCUCGCCAAUACGGAAGAGCUACAUGCCCAGAUUGAUGCGCUGACUAUCAGGGUUCGCGAGCUGGAGCAUGGCCUCUCCUUACUACAGGCUACUGUUUCGAGUGAACCACAUCCACUUCUGGAGAAUAGGUCGUCGCCUGUUGGCUCUACGCCGAAGGAUGUGGCGGAGGAGAGCAUGGAAGACAACGUCCAGGAGGAAGAUGUGGUCGAAGCCUUUGGAACCCUCAAUAUCAGCGCCGAGGGCGAAUCCACGUUUUUGGGAGCCACUGCCAGAUCAGAUUAUCUUCUCAAGUUAGCCCGCCCUACCGAGAAAACAUCAUAUCUCUCACAGAGCCAACUUGAUCCGCGCAUACUGGACGUCCCGUUCCCGGAAUGUGAGGACGAUUGGGAUAGUGAAGCUGUCAGAGCACUCGUCUGGUCACAUCUGCCACCUCUGUCCGAAGCAUACACAUUGGCCGACGUUUUCAUGGAGUGUUCGAAUUACUUCCCAACUUCAAUGACUCGAACAGAACUGUUUGAGGAAUUAAUACCAGAACUGUAUCAAUCUUCGUCGAUCGGCUCAGAGGACUCGUCACACUCCCUAGCAUUAUUCUACAUUAUAAUCUGCCUAGGAAAAUAUUACGACAUGUCUGCCACGGAUCAUUUAAUUGCCGCUCACGAUUACUUUUCCCUCUGUCGGGCGGCGCUCAUAGUGAAACCAUUCGUACGGCGAGCCACCGUUACUGCCGUUCAAGCAACAACUUUCAUGGGCCAAUAUCUAGAGAUGUGUGAUGCGGGCUUGUUCCCCGGAGGGUCCUCCAGGUCUUGGAUGUAUAUAGGAUUAGCUUCAAAGCUAGCGCAAGGUAUGGGGUUGCACCGCGACGGCACACCAUGGGGAAUAGGCCGUGAGGAGAGCCAAAAGCGCAGCCGCUGCUUUUGGCACCUAUUCGCCCUUGAUGCAUGGAAUAGUUUCGGAUUCGGGAGACCGCCAACCUUCAAUCCUGUGUUCGUCAACUGUUCGCUUCCUGACGAUUUUGAGCAAUAUACGAACCCUGACGGGAGCAAGAGCAUGGGCUGGUACAAUUGGUGUUAUUUAUACUCUCAGUCGCUACACGAUGUCAUGGUCAAAGCAUUUGGUGCACGUCCGCCACACUAUCGGACUAUCCUCGAGCUCGAUAGUAUGAUCAGGGAUAUAGACAUCCCAGACUAUCUGCGAUCUGAUCCUGCCCAAAGCCAUGCCAGCCCAACAAGACUUGUUGUGAGACGGUGGAUUAUUCUAUCCAAUACAGAAUGGACCCUCCUGAAUCUCCAUCGGCCAUAUUUUGCGGCCGCGAUUCGUGAUCACUCCGUUGAUCCAGUCCAACACAAAUAUGGGCCCUCCGUGUUGGCCAUAUACCGAGCUGCAAACCGUAUAAUCGAGGCAGGAUCGAAAGCGGUAGGGGCAAUACCACAGUCUUGUAUGGCUAUGGUCACAUACUCUCCCAGAUAUCACAGUUGGUUUGACCUUACACCGCCGAUUGCAGUCUUCAGAUUCAGCUUCGGAUGGUCCAAGGUCCUUUCGUCAGCGAUCGUAAUGUGCCUCCUGGUCACGAACGCCCCCUCAAGCUCCCUCGCCGUUGGAGCACUCGAGCGGCUCGAUUUUGUGUUAAGCUUCUUCGAGCACUCAGUACUCUUCGGGAGUCAUCCUGCUGCCGACAUUCUGAACGCCAUGCGGAGUCUACACAGACAGGGUCACGAAGCGAUGGACAACUAUCGCUCACCAAACCGGACGGAGACCGUCACAGGGCAGGAUAGGAACCUCGAAGAGCUCUCUAGAUUAGGAGCGAUGACACAAAGACUUUCUACCCCUGGCAUGGCAACCGCUGUACCCGCUGCCUCUACAGACAGUUCGCCAAAUUCAGCGGGCCCCUCGCAUCCAAUUCCAAUUCCAAGUCAAGCAGAUACAGCAGGAGUUCCACGACCGGCUAGUAUUAACAACAAUGCGGCACCUCACCCACAGCCGACGGCGAUACCAGCAGAAACAGCAUACAAGUACGACUUCACGCCGAUCACCCCGUUCGGUCGCCACAGAACCUCGACUUCUUCCACCUCCGCUACCCUUCCUAAUCCCACUUCCUCUUCGUUAUACAACAUCUUCGAUUACACAUCCUCAGAUUCGCAAGGAAAUAGACAUCCUGGACAGUACGGACAAACGCAGGAUAUUUCCUCAGUCCAUCGCAGUUUGGCGAAAGUAUCGUCGAGUUCGCGCGGAGCGUAUCUUGACGCUGAGUUCACGGAACCGAGCUCGAUGUUCGUUGGGAUGCAAGGCUUGGGUCAGUAUGCCUCAAGCUCGACUUCGAGAGCCCAGUCGGACUCCCCGCCGACAUCCUCAACGACGGCGCAGACACCGCUUAUUCUGGAUGCUACAUGGCAGGAUUUCGUGGAGCAGUUGGGAUUCUAGUACGAUGGCUCUUGAUAAACUGGUGGUUCGGCGACAUUGACUUGUCUUUGAGUCUUUCAUGUUGCAUAUCGUUACUUUGGGACGCAAUCACUGUACAUAUUUGGACUAUAAUUUUUUCUUCACUCCGG